Molecule: messenger RNA, 2517 nt
Organism: Camelina sativa (false flax)
Lineage: Eukaryota; Viridiplantae; Streptophyta; Magnoliopsida; Brassicales; Brassicaceae
Product: DNA topoisomerase 1 alpha-like
Biological process (GO): chromosome segregation; DNA topological change; DNA replication
Cellular component (GO): chromosome; nucleolus
Molecular function (GO): DNA topoisomerase type I (single strand cut, ATP-independent) activity; DNA binding
Source: RefSeq, a predicted model, not a curated record
CUUGCUAUUUUUGUUUUUUUUUUUGGAUUUCCUUACUCAGAAGUUAAGUUUGGUCGGAGUACUUGUUAACAUGAACUCAUUGGGUAUGGCCACGGAGGCUCGGCAUGAUGGGUAUAGCGAUGACGAUGAUGAUAAGCCUAUAGCGUUCAGGAGAAGUAAUCAUAAUAACGGAGUUUCUGAGGAUGCUAGACCUUUAAGCUCUAUUACUUUCAGGAAUUCCCCUUUGAAUAGGCGGCCAGGUAAAAUCGUUCAAGAUGAGUCAGAUGAUGAUGAGGUUCCAAUAGCGUCAAGGUUGCAAAAGAAGAAUGGUAAACAAAACUCUACUGAUGAAAAGAAUAGUUCCACACUUGAGAACGAAGGGGCGGCGGCCAACAAGGUAUCUGGUAAGAGGCUUCUAGAGAAGGGCAGUUCUGCAGAUCAAUCUUCCAUGAAGAAGCUCAAGUUAUCAUCUUCAUCAACGUCAGUUGCAAUGAAACAAGAUUCUUUGAAAACCGGAAAACAAGGUGAUAAGAGGAAGGCUAAACAAUUGUCUGCCAACGAAGAUGAGACUGACGAUGACGAUGAUGUUCCAAUUGCCAAGAGAAUCAAGUCAUCAAAUUCCUCCAAUAGUAAGAAACCACCUGCAAAGCCUAAAGUAGGAAAACAGAGUUCUACGUCAUCAGCUACUAAGUCCAAAGUGACAAGAAAAGUUUCUCCUCCGUCCAAGACAAGGAGCAACAAGUCCAAGAAAGUGAAUAAGGACUCUAAGUAUGCUAAGUCUUCAAAAUCCUUACCUUCAGGCGAUGGGAAAAAGAAAUGGACUACUUUGGAACACAAUGGUGUCACUUUUCCACCUCCUUAUGAAAUUCAUGGGGUGAAGAUUCUAUAUAAGGGGAAGCCAGUCAAUUUAUCUCCUGAGCAAGAAGAGGUUGCAACGAUGUUUGCUGUGUUGAGGGAGACAAACUAUUAUAGUAGACCUCAAUUUAGGGAGAACUUUUGGAAUGAUUGGCGACAACUACUUGGCAAGAAUCAUGUGAUACAGAAGCUGGAUGAUUGUGACUUUACCCCCAUAUAUGAUUGGCAUUUGGAACAGAAGAAGGUGAAAAAGGCUUCGAGACAGAAGGAGGAGAAAUAUAUGUGGGCUGUGGUGGACGGUGUCAAAGAGAAGGUUGGAAAUUUCAAUGUUGAACCUCCUGGGCUAUUUCGUGGUCGAGGAGAUCAUCCCAAGAUGGGAAAAUUGAAAAAGCGUAUCCAUCCUUGUGACGUUACUCUAAAUCUUGGGAAAGAUGCUCCUAUCCCUGAAUGUCCCAUCCCUGGUGAAAGAUGGAAAGGAGUAACGCAUUACGACACAGUCACCUGGCUAGCUUAUUGGACUGAUCCUAUAAACCAAGGUUUCAAGUAUGUUUCAUUGUCAGCUAGCAGUUCUCUGAAAGGCCAAAGUGAUAAGAAGAAGUACGAGAAAGCCAGGAAGCUUAAGGACCACAUAGACCAUAUAAGAGCAUCAUACACCACAAAUUUUACUGCUAAGGAUGUUUCAAAGCGACAGAUAGCUGUGGCUAUCUAUCUCAUUGAUAAACUAGCACUAAGAGCUGGUAAUGAGAAGGGUGAUGAUGAGGCGGACACAGUUGGUUGUUGUACAUUAAAAGUAGGAAAUGUGGAGUGUGUUCCUCCAAAUAAGUUAAAGUUCGACUUCCUUGGUAAAGAUUCAAUCCAAUAUGUGAAUACGGUGGAGGUUAAACCUGCUGUUUACAAAGCCAUUGGACAGUUCCGGGCUGGUAAAUCCAAUUCAGACGAUCUUUUUGAUGAGUUAGACACACACAAAUUGAAUGCUUAUCUUAAGGAGCUUAUGCCUGACCUCACUGCUAAAGUAUUCCGUACUUACAAUGCAUCCAUCACGCUGGAUACAAUGUUGAGGCAAGAAACCAGAGAUGGUGAUGUUAAGCAGAAAGUAGUAGUUUACCAGCAAGCAAACAAGGAAGUAGCCAUCAUUUGUAAUCACCAGCGCACAGUUUCAAAGUCUCACGGUGCACAAGUCGAGAGAUUGGCUGGAAAAAUAAAAGACCUUAAGGAGGGUCUAAAAGAACUUAAAACCAAUCUGGAGAGAGCUAAAAAGGGAAAAGCUCCAUUGGAAGGCGCAGAUGGAAAGAAGACGAGAAACAUAACUCCAGAAGCGUGGGAGAAGAAGAUAGCUCAACAGAUGAUGAAGAUAGAGAAGAUGGAACGAGACAUGCAGACAAAGGAGGAUUUGAAAACGGUGGCGCUAGGGACGUCUAAGAUCAAUUACAUGGAUCCUAGGAUCACGGUAGCGUGGUGCAAACGCCAUGAAGUACCCAUUGAAAAGAUAUUCAACAAGUCUCUUCUAGAGAAAUUUGCGUGGGCGAUGGACGUAGAACCUGACUUCACAUUCUAAAUCUGCAGCAGCUGCGAGUUUCUCAUACAGAGCAACCAGGCUAGAGGCUACACUAGUCUAUACGUAUUAAAAAAAAAACUAAAAUAAUUGUUUGUAAUUGAUGUUCCUCGUUUCUUAUAUCAGUUAUA